AUGGGGGUGGGAAAGGCCGAUGGCGGAUGGUUGGCUAUGGCGGAUGGCAUGGCGACUGGCAACUGGCGACUGGCAACUCUGGCGGCUGGCAGCCGGCAGCUGGCAGCUGGCUGGUGGCUGGAACUGGCUGGCUGGCUGGCGGCUGGAACUGGCAAAUGGCGGGUGCGUGGUGGUGCGUGGUGCUGGUGUGUAGCGAAAAGAGCAGGGGAAACAGGCCAGCAGCCAUGUACAGUACGGAAGGGGUCCAGGGCCUGGAAAAGGUUGGGGGGAUUGAUAGGAGGGGGGAGGGAGGCACGGCAAAGUGGCGUGGCUCCAGCUGUGGUCUGGUAG
Ustilaginoidea virens is the source of this 330-nucleotide messenger RNA. RefSeq lists its product as uncharacterized. The transcript has a single exon. NCBI's taxonomy places the organism in Eukaryota, Fungi, Ascomycota, Sordariomycetes, Hypocreales, Clavicipitaceae. The coding region runs from base 1 to 330 and encodes 109 amino acids. The record is from RefSeq and is a predicted model, not a curated record.